Messenger RNA from Linum tenue, 205 nucleotides. The record is from the annotation of a GenBank genome assembly. Lineage: Eukaryota; Viridiplantae; Streptophyta; Magnoliopsida; Malpighiales; Linaceae.
GGAAGAGUUCUACUUUUCUUAUUAUUCCACAACUCACUUAGCACAUACAUAUAUACACGUCGGCUACACUCCAUAAACCCUAGCCGAGAACCCUUGUUCCUAAUAGCCAUUUGGGCCCACAAUUAGGUUUACAUGGGCAUGGCCCAAUCCCCAUGCAACUCAUGCACGAUACAGUCUCUCAACAAAUUCGAGCUAGGAAAUCAAU